Molecule: messenger RNA, 2472 nt
Organism: Pyricularia pennisetigena
Lineage: Eukaryota; Fungi; Ascomycota; Sordariomycetes; Magnaporthales; Pyriculariaceae
Exons: 6
Coding region: 1-2472 (823 amino acids)
Source: RefSeq, a predicted model, not a curated record
AUGGGCCAUUACAAAUUACCAACCCAGAAAACAUCGAACCAUGGAACUUCAUUGUUGAACUGCUUAACCAAGAAGGCCACCAAGGAGGCCGCCACCGCCGCCGCCGCCAUUCUUCUUCUUCUGACCAUCGACAAGACCACCAAGACCAAGACCGCUCAGCAGUUGACCAACAAGUCCCAAGACGCCGUUGAGCAACAGACCGACAGCGGCCAAGAUCUGGAAGAGAGGCUCGGCCAACAGUCCCCAAAGUGGGUUGAGCUCCUUCUUGGCGUGUGGCAUGCCCUCAAGCUUCUUCUUGGCAUCCUCGAUGCACUUGGUGACGGUGCCGGUCAGCUCCUUGAGGUUCUCCGCCAGGUGGUACUCCUCGGGAGUAGCUUCACGGCUGGCUGUCUUGUGCUUGGCGUUGGCCUGGAUGCGUCCAUCGGGGUCGAGGCCACGGAUGCCACCGUUGGCCUCGGAAAGGAUCUUGCCACCUUCCUCAAUCAGGGGCCUUACGUCCUUGACAAGAGCUUCCUCGUCAAGCUCGUCCUUGGGAAAACUUACGCUGUUGAUCAUGGCGCAGAUGGGCUUGAUUUUCUCCAAAACGCCCUCGAUAAGCAUGCUCAUCUUCUUGGCAAGCUCCUUGUCCUUCUCGGUCUGCUCCUCCUUGGCCUUCUCCUCAGGGGACUUUUCCUCAACUGGCUCCGGAGGGAUAUCCUCAAGCAGAGAAACGUGACCAAUGGUGGUGCCCUUGCCGUCGACGACGUCUCCAUCGUCAUCGAUCUCCUUGCCAGAGCAGAUGCUGAGGUUGCCGCUGGUGAGCUUGCCAACGAGGUUGCCAUCUGCGUCGACGACGUUACCCUCCUUGUUGACACGACGGCCAGAAAGAGGGUUCUUCUUCUUCUCGACCUCAGGCUCCUCGUAGCGUUCGGCGUGGCCAAGGACGUUUCCGUUCUUGUCGCACACAUCGCCAUCUUCAUCGACGCUACGACCGGCCAAUGUCUUGCCGUCGCCCUUGGUCAGGCGACCGACAACAUCGCCGCCUGGGGUGACGACCAUACCAUCUUUGCGGACAGUGAGACCCUCGAGCUCGGCGAAGGGACCUUCCUUGGAGCCCUCACGCUCGCCCUCGGUCACAAUCUCGGCGCGGCCGAUAACGUCGCCGCUCUCGCUGAGAAUGUUGCCCUUCUUGUCGCACAUACGGCCGACCAUGCGCUUGGGGUCGCCCUCAACAACGCGGCCGAAGAUGGUACCGCUGCUGUCAACGACGUUGCCGGCCUUGAUGUCGCCGUCGGGGUCAACCUUCAUGCCGCGGAGCUUCUUGAUGUCGCCCUCGAUGACCUUGCCGAUCUCCUCUUCGUUGAAUACGACCAUACCUUUGGCGUUGACGGUAGCGUCGGGGAAGGCCUCGAACGGGCCGGAUUCCUUGGUCAUGGUCUCAAGCUCGUCCUUGGGAAUCGGCUCGGCCCGACCAAUGAUCUCGCCACUGUCGUUCCAGAUGGCGCCCUCCUCGUCGACCCUCUUGCCGACGAGGUGGGCCAUAACGCCCUCUUUGAUACGGCCAAUGACCUUGCCGUCGCCGUUGACGACGUUGCCGCCCUUAUUGACCUUGCCACCCUUGAGGAUCGAGAAGUCGACCUUGUCGGCCUCCUCCUCAAUCUUCUCACCGGCCUCGUCGAGCUUCUCUUCACCCUCCUCCUUCGUCUCGUCAACCUUCUCGCCGGCUUCGUCAAGCUUAUCUUGGCCAGCUUCUGUAGUUUCGCCGAGCUUUUGCUCGCCGUCCUUGGUGGCGUCGUCAAGCUUAUCUUCAGCAUCUUCUUUCGUCGCGUCGACCUUUUCGCCAGCCUCGUCGAGCUUCUCCUCACCAGCUUCGGCAGUCUCGUCGAGCUUCCCUUCUCCCUCCUCCUUCGUCUCGUCAACCUUCUCGCCGGCCUCGUCAAGCUUCUCUUGGCCAGCUUCUGUAGUUUCGCCGAGCUUUUGCUCGCCGUCCUUGGUGGCGUCGUCAAAGUCCACUUGGCUGGUGGCCUCGUCGGCCUGGCUCCCGGCCAGACCUGUAGCUUCACCGACCUUGCUAGUGGCAUCGCCGACUUUGCUUCCGGCGUCCUUGGCGAUGUCGCCGACCUUGCUGGUCGCAUCCUGAGCGGUCUCCGUUACGGGCUCAGCGGCAUCACCCAGCUGACCGGUGACCUUGCCGAGCGCGCUCUUGUCCUGGUCCAAGGCUGCCAACGGGUUGUUGCUGCUUCCGUCCUCGGCGGUCUUCUUGAUCCUCUCCGUGCUGGUCUCGCUCAUGGGCUCGGGCUCAACCUCAUCAAGGUCGUGCUUGUCCAUGUCGACACCGCUGUCGCCAUCGCCUUCGGCGUCGACAUUGCUAUCGACCUUGCUAUCAACUCUGCUACGCGAGUCGACGGCAUCCUCAGGCGUCAGCUCCUCGGCCGGCACUUGGUCAUCUUCAUCAGUAGGCAGAUCCUUCUUGGCCCCGUCAGCGACCUCUGA